Molecule: messenger RNA, 1244 nt
Organism: Pseudophryne corroboree (corroboree frog)
Lineage: Eukaryota; Metazoa; Chordata; Amphibia; Anura; Myobatrachidae
Gene: GPX2
Product: glutathione peroxidase 2
Exons: 2
Biological process (GO): response to oxidative stress
Molecular function (GO): glutathione peroxidase activity
Source: RefSeq, a predicted model, not a curated record
UUUUCAUGAAGAGAAGUCACUAGACUGAACAGUUACAAUAGCUUUAUCUGCUGGCAGUAUCAGUGACACUCAGGUAUCCCCUUUCUGUAACGUAUACUUUACAGAUUAUCAUUAACGCCAACUGGUCACAUGAUCGCCAAUAAAAGGCUUCAAAUGCGUCGUCUCUUCCGAGAUCUUGCUACUUCCUCUGCAGAAACAAUGGCUUACAUCGCUAAAUCUUUUUAUGACCUCCAUGCCACGUCCCUGGAAGGGGAAAAGGUAGAUUUCAAUGUAUUUAGGGGAAGGGUAGUUCUAAUAGAAAACGUUGCUUCCCUUUGAGACACCACCAUAAGAGAUUAUACCCAACUUAACGAGCUGCAGAACAAGUAUCCCCGGCGGCUGGUGGUGAUGGGUUUUCCAUGCAAUCAGUUCGGCUAUCAAGAAAACUGUAAAGAUGAAGAGAUUCUGAAUUGUCUAAAAUACGUAAGACCAGGUAAUGGCUUUGAACCUGGUUUCACCCUAUUCCAGAAAUGUGAAGUGAAUGGAAAAGGCACUCACCCAGUCUUUGCUUACUUGAAGGACAAACUUCCUACUCCCGAUGAUGACCCAGCCUGUCUGAUUACUGAUCCCCGGUAUAUAGUAUGGAGCCCCGUACAUCGGUCUGACCUGUCCUGGAACUUUGAGAAGUUUCUCAUAGGCCCAGAAGGAGAACCUUUCAAGCGCUACAGUAAAAGUUUCCAAACAAUCAACAUAGAACCAGAUAUUCAGAGACUCCUAAAACUCGCCAAAUAAUGUAAAUUAUUGCUUAAUUAUUUAACAGUAAGGUUUACAGCAGUUCCCACCAAUGGCAACUCUAUACUUCUUGAGUUCAGUGAGGCUGAAAGUGAUCUGGUCACUUGGCCCAAGUCCUGAAUGACUGGAUCUAUUUUAUUUUAGCCACCCACUUGUGUGACCUCAUAUUUGACAUUUAUCCAGACUUUUGGGCAGAAUGGCAGAAUUGCAUUUAUUGUUUUACAGUAAUGACAGCUAUAGUCAGAGCCGGCCCUAACCAAUAUGAUGCCCUAGGCAAGAUUUUGGCUGGUGCCCCCUAGCACCGCCGCUAGUUCUGAAGGAGAUGCCUGGCAUGAGUCAGCUGGCAGCUCUGCUAACGUCAGGCACCUUUUGUUUAUGAAAAUGCAUCUUAUUUGCAUUACUUUGUGGCUAGGAUGCACAAGCAGCUUCUGCUGAUUAAAAUGAUAUGCAGCAUGCCUAUAUACCGUGUACGA